Symbiodinium natans is the source of this 336-nucleotide messenger RNA. The record is from the annotation of a GenBank genome assembly. NCBI's taxonomy places the organism in Eukaryota, Dinophyceae, Suessiales, Symbiodiniaceae.
GUUCGCGAGGAGCUACAAGAGCGCGCGCGACACUGCGAUGCUGGAGAUCUUCCUGAGGCGCUCCGGUCAGUGCUCAGAUCGACUGGGCUCCUGGCACCGUUUCUGCAGAAGCAGACCUUGGCCAUCCCCAUUUGCCCGAAGGCAAGGGUUCUGAAGAUGGCUGGGCUGUAUGACCUGCGCAUGACCAUCAAGGUCCUCGACCAGGAGAUCUUCGGACCUGCACGGUCUCUGGAGGAACAGGUUGACGAGAGCCAGGCUCGUGCGACUGUUGCUGAGAUUCAGGAGAAGGUGGAAAAGGAGCUGACACGCUGCGUUGAGGAGCCUGACCGGAUGUGA